Molecule: messenger RNA, 2448 nt
Organism: Closterium sp. NIES-67
Lineage: Eukaryota; Viridiplantae; Streptophyta; Zygnematophyceae; Desmidiales; Closteriaceae
Source: the annotation of a GenBank genome assembly
CGCCAAAAGCGCUAGCUGCUAAACCCAGCAAUGGGACUCACGAAAGACGGCGUUAAGUGCAACAUUACGGGGGCGUUACAUUGAGGUGGCUGUUCUAUCGCUCUUAGUGCACUCGUUGCCUUAUCGCCCUUAGUACGUUGUUUGGCCUCUAGCCCUGAGGCCUGUCGCCCUUUGUUCCAGGGCUGAGGUUUCUCUCGCAGACGCGUUCUAGUGCCUCCGCACUCCGGUCCUGGUAGGCCCUUCAUCUCGCCACUCCGCCACUGCCCUUCAGGCUAUUGGACGGCCACUGACCUUAGGCGAAACGCCCAACGAUGGCGUCGCAGUCGCAGCCCGCCGCAGGGAGUCGCACAGCGGCGCCAGCCGUCGCAGGGCCCCGUGCGCGAGAGGUGUACGACGUGGUGGUGGUGGGCGCAGGCCUGGCAGGGCUGCAGGCGGCGCAGCAGCUGAUGGCGCGGGACAGGCAGCGGGCAGAGUGGGCGCGCGGAAGCGGGGGGUUAAGCGCGGGGGGAGCGGAGAAUGGGCGCAGCGGGGCGCGGAGGGGGGAGCUGCGCGUGGUGGUGGUGGAGGCGCACGGCAUGGUCGGGGGGAGAGUGCGGGGGCUGCAGGGACUGGUGCCCUGGACAGUGGAGAUGGGUCCGGAGUUCAUUCACGGGGAUUGCAACUGCUCCAUCAAGGCAGCAGUGGACCAGCUAGGAUGCCAACAGACCACCCUCGCCUUCCCCGACCACUACUAUUUCGGCAAGGAGCAGCGGCUGGUGACGCCAGACGAGGCAGAGAGUGACCCGGAAAUCGCAGCGGUGCACGCCUUCUUUGCGGGGCUCAAGACACACACAGCAGAGGCGGGGGGAGUGGGUGGGGAGAGAGAGGGCGACUGCUCCGUGGUGGAGGUGAUGAGGCGGGAGGGAGCCACGCCACGCCAGCUCGCUCUCGCAGAAUCCAUCUACGCCAACGACUUUGGGUGCUCUCUGCGCCACCUGGGGAUGCAUGAGAGUGUGAAAGAGGCCAGAGGGUGGGUCUACGGCGACACCUACGUUGUGUGCGACCAGCCCUUCUCCACUGUCGUGCACCACUUGGCGCAGGGCGUCCAGGUGAGGUGCCACUGGCCAGUGGCCGCUAUAACUUAUGACGUCAGCAGCGCAUCAACUUACGGCAGCAGCAGCAGUGCAACCGCAUCUCCCACUGCCCCGAUCACAUUGACCAGCAGGCACGGGGAGCAGCUUCAGGCCAAGCGAGUUAUUGUCACUGUGCCUCUGCCUGUGCUGCAAGCGGGUGACAUCCAGUUCAGCCCACCUCUCCCCUCGGCCAAGCAGCGGGCCAUUGGAGCGCUGCGCAUGGGGUGUGCAGUCAAGGUCAUCAUGGCCUUCUCCCAUCGCGUCUGGCCCUCCCAUCUCUUCGACAUCGUCUGCACCGACUCCUUCCUCCCAGAGGUCUGGUUCACCCGCCGCUCCCCCCCCAUUCCCACCUCCUCCUCCGCCUCCCCUCCUCUCUCCCACUCCUCCACGCCUGCUCCUAUCAUCACCGCAGCUGUGCCCCCGCCCACGGUCCCAAUGGGCCAGUUCCUCGCAGUAGGGUUUGCAGCAGGCGACGCAGCAGAGGCCAUGGCUAGACUGCCGCCCGAAACAGUGAUUUCACGGGCGCUGGAGCAGCUAGAUGCCAUGUUUCGCCACCCGUGCUCCACCUGCAAGCCAGGGCCUGGUGCAGCCAGGGCAAUUCAGGCCCGACCGGCUCAUGCGAGCGGCACAACCACUAGCGGGUCGAGUUGGGGUUGCCAGGGACAUGGAGUGCAGCUGCAGGCAUUGCCGCAUGGUGCUUCUGAUGAUAACGUGGGGACCUUUGUCGUGCCGGCAAGGCCACUACAGCAAGCCAGUAGCACCACCAGCUCGUGUCCCGCUGCUGCAACUUCCUCCCUCUGCUCCUCCUGCCACCCAGCUUCCGCAAGCUUCGUUUCAGGCUGCUUCGCUGACUGGUCAAGAGACGCCUUCAUCCGUGGUGCGUACACGCAUCCAACAGUUGGAGCAGGGGAUGCGAGGGACCAGCUGGCGAUGCCCCUGGGUGGCAGACUGUUCUUUGCUGGGGAGGCGACACACUUCGGUGUGAACCCGUGCAUGCAGGGGGCGCUGGACACUGGCACGAGAGUGGCUAAUGAAGUGUUUUGGUCGCUUCAGGGCAGCAGGUUGUAGAUUCUUGAUCAAUCAUACAGGAAUUUUGGCCAGCACAAAAAGGUGCAACCAAGUGGCAAAAUUGUGCACAGCAGCAGGAAGUGGACAGUGCAUUAGACCUCACAGGCACAGGGUACUGCUACCCCAGUGAUAAUUGGGCAUGUCGGCGCAGCAGUCAGCCUAGAUAACACAUGAGUUCAGGGUUGGGCAAUUUCACAGUAAGCCAUCAGGAAAGUGAAAACGAUUGAUCCAGAUGCGUGGGACAGUUGCCACUACCUAUCCUGUCUAU